GAUGCAGGGUAAGGACAUGCAUAUCCUUUACCUGAACAACAAUGUCUCCUUCAGCAGCAGCUCUUGUCCAAGUCCUUGGAUUUCUCUGCUCAUUCUUUUACAUUCUAUCUUACAUCUCAUCACGGCUAGAUGGAAGAGGAAAACGGAGACUGCCUCCUGCUCCCCGAGGCUUACCGAUCAUCGGUAACCUACACAUGUUAGGGAAGCUUCCUCACCAAGCCCUUUAUCACUUGGCCAAAGUAUAUGGUCCCAUGAUGUCAAUAAGGCUAGGCACCGUACCAGCCGUUGUGAUAUCAUCCCCUCGAGUCGCCGAGCUUUUCCUCAAGACACAUGAAACCAUUUUCGCAGGCAGGCCAAGAAUCCAAGUCGCGCAAGUAUUUUCAUAUGGUUUCAAGGGCAUGGCUUUCGCAGGAUAUGGAUCGUACUGGCGCAGUGUCAGGAAGUUGUAUAAUGUCCAACUUCUUAGUGUAUCGAAAAUUGAAUCAUUGGCACCGAUGAGGAGGGAGAUGGUGAGUUUGUUGGUUGAAUCUUUGAAGAAAGACGCAGCAGCACAGAAAGUGGUUAACCUCAGUGAAAAGUUGGGAGCGCUAAUUGAAGACAUGACUCUGAGAAUGGUCAUAGGGCAUAUGAAGUAUGACCAAUUCAACCUCAAGGAGCUUGUCCAAGAGGUUACGAGCUUAGCAGGAGCUUUCAAUCUAGCAGAUUAUGUACCUUUUCUUGGUGCUCUCGACCUACAGGGACUCAGACCACGAAUAAAGGCAGCCAGUGGAGCACUCGACAAAGCCCUCGAGAACAUCAUUGACGAGCAUGAGCUGAAGAAUAUUCAUGAACAGCAAAAGCAACAGAGGGAUUUCGUCGAUCUGAUGCUUACCAUGUUAAAUCAAUCAAUGAAUCCCCAUGAUGAUCCAAUGUAUAUAGUUGAUCGAACAACCAUCAAAGCUAUCAUAGUAGACCUAAUUACAGGUGGCUUGGACACUACAACCACCACAAUCGAGUGGGCAGUAACGGAACUCAUAAGGAACCCCAGGGCAAUGCAACACCUCCAACGAGAGUUACAAAGCUUUGUUGGGAUUUAUAGAACGGUGGAGGAAAUUGAUUUGCCAAAACUAACAUACUUGGACAUGGUUGUGAAGGAAACUCUAAGGCUUCAUCCAGUUGCACCUUUGUUAGUUCCACAUGAGUCCAUGGAGGAUACAACCAUUGAUGGAUAUUACAUACCAAAAAAGUCGAGGAUCUUAGUGAAUGUUUGGGCAAUCGGGCGAGACCCUGAUGUUUGGUCCAACAAUGUUGAAGAAUUCUUUCCAUAAAGGUUCAUUGAUAGUAAUAUAGACCUUCGAGGACAUGAUUUUGAGCUCAUCCCAUUUGGAGCAGGCCGUAGGAUGUGCCCAGGAAUGAAAUUAGGCCUAACUACUGUGAAAUUUGUUCUAGCUCAAUUGGUGCAUUGUUUUGAUUGGGAGCUGCCUGAUGGCAUGUUGCCUGAAGAACUGGACACCAGUGAGAAAUUUGGUCUUUCAUUGCCGAGAAGCACUCACCUCUAUGCCAAACCAAUCUAUCGCCUGCUUGAAAAAAGUAUGUGAAGUACAGCACCAACUCAAAAGCACAUAUGGCCAAUUGAGUUUCUUCUUGGAUGCCUCUGCAGAUGAAGAAUAAGAGAGGGGCUUGAGAGAAGCCCGGAAGAAAUCAGAAAUUCUAUGCCUUUAAGAUUUAGAAUUUAGAAUUUAAAGUUUAUAAUUUAUGAUUCAGAGUUUAAAAUAUAAAGUUUUAAAAAUAAAAGGCUUUUUGGUUGAAAGUGUAAAAUUAGAUAUAUAAUGUAAAAUUAU
Molecule: messenger RNA, 1820 nt
Organism: Theobroma cacao (cacao)
Lineage: Eukaryota; Viridiplantae; Streptophyta; Magnoliopsida; Malvales; Malvaceae
Product: cytochrome P450 CYP736A12-like
Molecular function (GO): heme binding; iron ion binding; monooxygenase activity
Source: RefSeq, a predicted model, not a curated record